Messenger RNA from Gavialis gangeticus (Gharial), 2964 nucleotides. Its product is annotated as N-acetylated-alpha-linked acidic dipeptidase 2-like. Lineage: Eukaryota; Metazoa; Chordata; Crocodylia; Gavialidae. Bases 34 to 2202 code for a protein of 722 amino acids. Gene Ontology annotation, molecular function: carboxypeptidase activity. The transcript is spliced from 19 exons. The record is from RefSeq and is a predicted model, not a curated record.
CGGGACCCGGCGGGGCAGGGCAGGGCAGGGGCCAUGCCCGGCUGCCCGGGGGCUCCUCGCCUCUGCCUGGGCUGCUGCGCGCUGCUGGCGCUCGGCCUGGUGCUGCUCGGCUUUGCCGCGGGCUGGUUUAUGAAGCCAACUGUAAAAACAGGCAGCUCAUCAUAUGCUUAUCAAGAUAUGAGGCAGAGACUUGUAGCUGAAAUGAAAGCAGAAAACAUCAAGGAGUUUCUUCGCUCUUUUACAAAGCUUCCUCAUCUCGCAGGAACAGAGCAAAAUUUCCAUCUUGCCAAGCAAAUUCAAGACCAAUGGAAAUCAUUUGGGCUGGAUUCAGCAGAGCUGGUUCAUUAUGAUGUACUCCUUUCCUACCCAAAUGAAACAAAGCCCAAUUACAUCUCAAUUAUUGAUGACCUGGGGAAUGAGAUUUUCAAUACAUCGUUGUUUGAGCCACCCCCUCAGGGAUAUGAAAACGUUACUGGUAUGCUGCCACCAUACAAUGCUUUUUCAGCACAAGGAACACCAGAGGCAGAUCUGGUCUAUGUGAAUUAUGGUCGCACGGAAGACUUUUUAAAGCUGGAACGUGAGAUGGGAAUUAACUGUACAGGAAAGAUCGUCAUUGCCAGAUAUGGGAAAAUCUUCAGAGGAAAUAAAGUUAAAAAUGCCAUAUUAGCAGGAGCCAGAGGCGUUAUACUUUAUUCAGACCCUGCUGACUACUGUGCACCUGGAGUAGAUCCCUAUCCAAAGGGCUGGAACCUUCCAGGAGGUGGAGCCCAGCGUGGGAAUGUGCUGAACCUGAAUGGUGCAGGAGAUCCCCUCACACCAGGUUACCCAGCAAAAGAGUACACUUUCAGAUAUGAAGUUGAUGAAGGAGUAGGAAUACCUGUAAUCCCAGUUCAUCCCAUUGGCUAUUAUGAUGCAGAAAUAUUGUUACGCAUCAUGGGAGGACCUGCAGCACCUGAUGACAGCUGGAUGGGAAGCCUCAGCGUGCCUUACAACGUAGGGCCUGGAUUUAUGGGAAACUAUUCUGCAAGAAAGAUUAGGAUGCAUGUUCACACUAACAAUAAAAUAACACGAAUUUACAAUGUUAUUGGCAUCCUCAGAGGAACUGUGGAACCAGACAGGUAUAUUAUCUUGGGAGGUCAUAGAGAUUCCUGGGUAUUUGGUGGUAUUGAUCCAACCACUGGUACAGCUGUUCUUCAAGAGGUUGCUCGAAGUUUUGGCAAAUUGAAGAUGGAAGGUUGGAGACCUAGAAGAACCAUUAUUUUUGCUAGCUGGGAUGCAGAAGAAUUUGGAUUACUAGGUUCCACAGAGUGGGCUGAGGAGAAUGUCAAAGUUCUUCAGGAACGGGCAGUUGCUUACAUCAACAGUGAUUCUUCUGUAGAAGGCAAUUACACGUUAAGAGCUGACUGCACCCCUCUCCUCUACCAAUUGGUGUAUAAUCUGACAAAAGAGAUCUCAAGCCCUGAUGAGGGCUAUGAAAGCAAGUCUCUCUAUGAGAGCUGGCUUGAAAAGGACCGCUCACUAGACGAUGAUGAUCAACCCAGAAUAAACAAACUGGGCUCAGGCAGUGAUUUUGAGGCUUACUUCCAGCGACUGGGAAUUGCAUCUGGCAGAGUCCGUUAUACCAAGAAUAGGAAAGCAGACAAGUAUAGCAAUUAUCCAGUCUACCACACUGUCUAUGAGACUUUUGAGCUAGUAGAAAAAUUUUAUGACCCCACGUUCAGGAAGCAGCUUGCUGUUGCCCAGUUACGAGGCAGCCUAGUCUAUGAGCUUGCAGACUCACAUGUCAUUCCUUUUAACUGUCAAGAUUAUGGAGAGGCCUUAAGAAAAUAUGCCAAGCGAAUCUAUAAUUUGGCCAAAAAACAUGAAGAACAGAUGGAGACUUACGAAGUGUCAUUUGAACCUCUCUUUUCUGCUGUGAAGAAUUUCACAGAGGCUGCUGCUGACUUCCACAGAAGGCUGGAGCAGGUUGACUUGAAAAACCCACUUGCAGUGCGAAGUAUGAAUGAUCAGCUGAUGUUUGUGGAAAGAGCUUUCAUUGAUCCUCUUGGCUUACCAGGCAGGACAUUUUACAGAAUGCAGAAAAUUAGUAAUGGAAAUCCCACUCAUCAGAAACAAGAGAGGUCUCUUCCUAGCUCUUUCACAUGCAUGGACUACCUCAGGCCUCCACGGACCUAUGCAGUAAGUGUAGCAUUGUUUUGUUAAAGCGUGCUUGCACUCACUAAGAUGUGGCAGCGAUACACAUCUACAUACAGAAGAAUUUUGGCCGUCUCGUGUUAUUUGGCUGGAGUUUUACAGAAUCUAGCAACAGAAAACUGAACAGAACUUUGGGAUGGUUUUAUCUGGGACUGUUACUCCUGUAUUAACACUACUUAUCAUUAUACCACCAAUACUGCUUAUCAUUACCACUAUUUAUCAUUCAAACCACCAAUACUCUCGCAUUAACUUUGAUUUGGCCACUUUUAUCAGUUAAUAGGUUUUAUCUUUCUGUUUGAAAAGCACUGCCUGUAAGGUUAAAAAGUUAUUUGACACUGUAUUUUAUUAUUCUCUUCUCCCCCUACAAAUGAAUGGUGUUUUACUUCAAUCAAUAAACAGUUUGAAGUUCCAGUUCAGAAUGGGAGUGAAGACAUCUCAAUUUAUGGAAUUACACUUUAAAGGGUUCUGAAACUAACAUUUUUACUAUAAUUUUUAUUAGUGGGGACCUUGAAUGUUUUAAUCAGAGUAAGUAUAAGCAGAUUUCAUAGGAAAUUUCUAAGAAUGUGUUUUAAAAUGUCUAUCACAAUAAAAUUUGAUUGCUUUUAAAUAACCUCUCUUAGACCAACAUAGCUCUACACAAGAUCAUCAGAAAAUUGAGCACAGAAAACCUCAAUUUUUUUCUUAAAUGACUACAAUUUCAACUCAAAAUAAUGCAUGGAAGCAGGUCACAUUAAGUUAGCAGGAACAGUUCAUAUUAAAAUGUUAAUUCCA